Camelina sativa (false flax) is the source of this 1630-nucleotide messenger RNA. The record is from RefSeq and is a predicted model, not a curated record. Lineage: Eukaryota; Viridiplantae; Streptophyta; Magnoliopsida; Brassicales; Brassicaceae.
UUGGUUUAUUAUGGUUUUUUACCCUUUUUCUCCGAAAUUGUUACCAAACCGAAACUAAACCGAUUGCAAUAAACCCAAAAAUAAACCAUCGUUCAUCAGUUCAUCAAUUUGGGUAAACUGUCCCCAAAAUAAUUGAAGAAGAGCCAUGGCCAAGGAGCUUAUUUCUCUCCAAAAUCUCCGACCACCACUUCACUUCUCUCGUCAAUUCCUAAGCUUCUCUUCUCCUUCUUCAACUCUCAAUCUCCGCCCCAAACCACCGCAAAACCCAAUCUUUAUCCGCACCACCUCUCACCGGAACAAAGCUUCCCACGACGACGACGGAAUCCCAGCCGACGAGGUCAAAACCAUCGCCAAAUUCAAAUCACGCCACAACUACAUCAGAGUCAUUGAAGUUUCACGAAAGACCAAUCACCCACUCGCCGGUUCUCGUCUCCUCCUCCUCGACAACCCCGGUAACAUCCACAGCAUCUCUUUCCUUCUCAAAACCUUAACCGAUAGUUACUUCGACGUUUUCGCUACUCUGCCUCCGAUCAUACCUCCAGGACCCAUCGGUAUUCUCGGGUUCGGAGCUGGUUCAACUGCUCGAUUGAUUCUCGAGCUUUACCCUCCUGAAUUCACCGUCCAUGGAUGGGAGCUUGACCCUUCUGUGAUUGACGUCGGUAGAGAGUUCUUUGGUCUCUCUAAGCUCGAAAGGGAUCAUAAAGAUAGGAUUUUUAUCAACAUUGGUGAUGCUUUAGACGCUAGUAUGAGAACCGGGUUCUCGGGUAUUUUAGUUGAUCUGUUUAGUAAAGGGAGUGUGAUCAAAGAGCUUCAAGAUACAAAAGUGUGGGAGGAUUUGAAAACUAGGUUGAGGAAGAGAGGGAGGAUUAUGGUGAAUGUUGGUGGAAAAUGUGUGGAAGCUGAGGAUUCAGAGAGAGAUGGAGGUUUGAUUAUGGAGGAAACGUUGAAGGCCAUGAGUCAGGUUUUUGGUGAUAAGCUCUUUGUGCUAACGCUUGGCAAUGGGAAUGAUAGCUCUGUGGCUUUAACCGGUGAUUUACCUGAUCUUGAUGCGUGGAAGAAGAGAUUGCCGCGUAGUGAACUGAGAAGCUAUGUUGAUAUGUGGAUACCUUAUAGAGAAUUCAGCUUGAGAUAUUAAUCUUUAAUGAUAUUUGGUUAGAAAUCAGUUUAGGUUUUGUGAUGGAUGUUGGAAUCUCGUUGUGGUGAUGCGCCAAGUUAUGAUGAAACUUGAUUAGCUAAUACACAAAAUUUGUUCUGUUUCAGAGAGUGUUACAAACAAGUGUACAAUUUAUUGGCUUGACCAUUGUGUCUUUGGUGUUGAUGAAUCUCAAAAGGCUGUCUACUCUUUCCCGGGGAUUGAGAUUUACUCACUAAUGUUAACUUUUGCAGUUUAUAUAGUCUGGAGGAGAAGAUCUGUAUAGUGGAUAAAAAGCCGCCAUUGAAGCUUUAUCACAAGGCAAAAAGCAUUACAGUCUCAUUUGUUCUUCGACAUCAUCAUUUCGCUUUCGAACGCAAUAAGUAAAUGCAAAAACCAAAACCCCCCAAUAGAAAAAAUCAGUUUCUGUUUAUACUUUUGACAAUUUUUGUUUCAUUAAGAUGAUUAAUGGAUUCAUCUGAAUAAUUUCAUACUAAA